Xiphophorus couchianus (Monterrey platyfish) is the source of this 2925-nucleotide messenger RNA. RefSeq lists its product as uncharacterized. The coding region runs from base 155 to 889 and encodes 244 amino acids. The transcript is spliced from 3 exons. The record is from RefSeq and is a predicted model, not a curated record. NCBI's taxonomy places the organism in Eukaryota, Metazoa, Chordata, Actinopteri, Cyprinodontiformes, Poeciliidae.
UCACUCGCUGUUUUAGCGCGAGCGAUGGCAUGUGCAGGCUGUUCAGGUGGAGUCACAUUAGCGGAGACAAAGCAGAGGAGGCUCCUCACGCACUUUUAUUUCCCACACCGCCACACUGGAAUUAUGGUUAUCGUGGAGAAGUUGUGAAACAAGAAUGGUGAGCUUUGACCUUGACCUACCUCUACACGGAUCUCAUGAAGCCUUAAAGUCGGUGUGGAAGCUGAGCUCGCAGUGCUGGCCCGGUUCGGUCACAGAGGGAGUCCUCUCCUCCUCCAGAGGCUGGCUGCGGCGCUUCCUCUUGCUCAAGCUGGUCACCGUGCUGCUCUUCCCCUGCGGCGAUGAGCUCCCCCUGCUGGUCGGCUGCGUGUUCAGCCUGCGGGCUCUGCAGCUGCUCCGCUCCCCUCACAUCUCCACCAAGCCGUCCGCCGUCUUCCUGCUCCAGCUGGCCCGGACGGACGCGCUAGUGCUGCUGCGCUGGCUCAUCCGGCUGGGACUGUCCAUGGGACUGUGGGCCGAGGAGGAGGCGGCGGGAGCGAGCCGGGCUCUGAGCGCGCUCAGCGAGCAGCUGCUCGAAGCCCAUCACCUGGCCUCGCUGCUCCUGCUGGGGCUGCUGGGGCUGGAGGCCACGCUGCUGUCCCACUGGCCGCUGCAGACCCGGAGGUUCAGGACUUCCCAGUGGGCCCGGCUGUGCUGCAGUCUGACCUGGGGGCUCGUGCUGCUGGAGCUCGUGUGUUUGCUACACGCGAGGCUCUCUGAGCGGCAGACGUACCUGUCGACGCUGCCCGCCGUCUCCCUGAGCCUGAGGAAGGUGCUGUGGUUCGUCAAUUCGUGGAUGCAUUACGCCAUUUACAGGUUUAGACCACAGAGAAGGACGAGCUCGUUUCAUUAAGAGCUUCUAGAAACUCAAAGUGUUUCCACUCUGCUAAAACACUAAAUCUUACAAAGUACUUUGUGGUCUGUUUUUUUUUUUCUUUAGUUCAAACACUUGAAAUAAGACCAAACUAACUUACAAUUAAAAUUAAGUCAGCUUAAUUGGACCCCUCAAACUUGCGUAAGGUCCCCCUCCCCAUCUUCCUGUUGGAGGGCAAAAAGCUGCCCCGAAACAAUGGCUGCCAUUGGUUUUAGCUGUUGUCAAUAUAACGUGCUAAAUCUUCAAUGGACGCCUGAUAUAUAAAAGGGACACAGUGCUUUUCUACACUAUGACGACUAGAUAACAAGGUCAGUAAAACGUUUUCAUUAAGAAAAGAAAACAGUAGGGGGGAGAGUGAAGUAGUCCAGCUACUUUAGCGUGACUUUGACAACCUUGACAUGUAGAUGUGCUGCAGUUCGGUGUGUUUCGAUUCAGUAAAAAAUAAAAAAAUAAAGAAAAAGGCGACCCACACACACCAACUGUGUGGAGCAACACCAACACCUCAGUGGAGCAGGUGUUUCAAUCAACCACCGCUGUGUUGUUAGCUAAUAGCAGCUAUUAGCUAUUAGCUGCUAUAGGUGGGAGCUAAUCCACCAGCUAUCACUUGUUAAUAAUCGCAAAAUAAGCAUCAAGCCUAAACACAUUAAACUGUAACAGACUGAAUGUUCAGAAAUGUUAAAUGUUCUUCUUGGUGUUAAAUCCUGAAACAUGUUAGUUGCUAUGGCAACGGGUCUGCGUGUGGCCUAGCCGACACAGACAGCGAGGGGGGAAAAGUUGUUCUUUAACGGUUUUCCUGCGCUAGUUUUUCCUUUGCCGCCGCCCGCUGCACUAAAUGAAUAACACCAACAUCUCCAGGUUUCAUUUAGUUAACGGAGCUGCUCGGCUAUGGGUGGCAUGUUAAAAGAAUCGUCUUUUUGCCCUCCAGCGUUGUACGCAUGCGCGACACUUCCGGACACGCGUACAAACCAUAACAUGGAGGGGCUCCACUGGAGCUGGAUUAGAUUUUUAACAAAGUGCUAAUUCCGUUGGGAGAUAAAUUUUCCCCGUGUUAUAAGAUACUUGCACUAAAACUAGACCAGAAAUGCUUGAUUUCGUGUUUUUGCAGAGCAUUUUAUUUAUAUACUAUAAUUAUGUUGAUUUUAUAGUCAAAUAGUGUUUUCAGAUGUUUUGAAGCCUAUCCUAUUUUUUUUUUUGUUGUUGUUUAAAGCGUCUCUUAAAUUCAUUCCUUAGUGUUAAGACGAAUGAAAAAUCUUUUAAGAUUUUAUUGGCCCAAAUAAAUAGGCAGUAAUGUCUCUCUAAAAGUUUCUUAUGAUGAUUGUAGUUUCUUUAAAUAAAAAAAAUAAAAAGAGCUUAGCUUAUUGUAAAGGUCAUCUAAAGAUACGACGAGCCAUUUCCUGCUUACGUUUUAAAUUUCCUGUUUGUCCAGGAUCCAGCAUUGAACCCAGGUUUGUUUUGUUCUCUUACGCAGAAGAUUAUUAAAUUAUUUUUUGCCAAAUUGUAGAUUUUUAGCCCUCUGGCAAACUCUUUUCCCAGAACUCUCCUUAGGAUAUUUUUUAAUUUAUAACCAGUUACUUGAAUUUCCCCGCUGGGGGACAAUUAAGAGUAUUUCUAUUCUGUUCUUACCUACUUGACUAAGAAUGCAUGACUUAAUGAAUGUAAAAGCAUUUAUAAUUUAUUCCUCAUAUUGUGUUUUGGGAAAUUCGCCCUAAAUCUUUAUGUAUUUUGAACAAACGUGUCUUCUUCUUCCAGUCAAAGGUCUCGAUGAAAUAUUACAUCUUGUCCAUUUGGAAGGUUAUCUUACUUUACGAUGGGAUAAAGGGUAAAGAUGCUCAUGUAUUUAUUUCCUCUUGCUCUGUUUAAUGAACAUGGCAGAAAUGAUGCUGUCACAAUUUGUAAUUGAAGAUAUGUGUGUUUUUUUAAAUAAUGCUGAGUGAAUAAAAAGACAUUGUGAGAUGAAUUAUGCACAUAACAGCAGGUUUUAUAACGAAACCUUCAAUAAACCACCUAGAAAAACA